UGACAGUUUGGUUAGGAAAUGAUCACUGAUAUAUACUAGAGUUUACAUUUCAGGUUAUGGUUAGGACGAGAAAUUCAAAUUAAUUGGUGUGUGUUUAUUUAUGACCUGGUUUUAUAUUUUAAUGUAAUAAAAGUCUAUGGUUUAUUCAAAAUUAAAUGUUACAAGCCUAUUUCAUACACAUUCUGUAUGAAAAUCAAAACUAAAAACAAGUAGGGACGCUGGAAGAAAUGAGGGCAUAGUUUCAAAGUUCUGAUAAUGCUUCGCUUCAUACAAAGUUAGUUAUCUCAGAUGAUUAUUGUGAGUCAUAUUGUGAAGAAGACCAAUAAGUGGACGUGUAAAGUGUGUGGGGAAAAGCAAACAGUAAAGAAGGUAUAUGGACGAGGUUCGGGCAAAGACUGCAGAGUACACACCCAGAAGUUAAAUGGCCUCAAGGGAGAAAAAGAACAAAGCCAGAUAGAACAACAAUGGGAGGAAGUGACAGAAGACAUUCCUGAAAACUCUCAAAACAAACAAACCUCCUCAUUUUCAAAAGGCAAACCCACUUCGUCAAAAACUAGUAAGUGGUCCGAAUAUGUGGAUGAUGUAAAAAUAAAUAAUGAAAACCAAAAUUACUAUGAAAGUAAAAAUUUGGAUCAUACUUAUGCGACUAACAUUAUACCUUUUGACAGCAAUGUAAAUGUUAAAAGAAAAUACUUUGAAACAAAUGUGGUAGAAGAGGAUCCUUACAAUGUUGAUUUUAAUGAAUUAGUGACAAGUGACUACUCAGGUUUCUCCUGUCCUGGACAAUUUGGAAGUGCAAAGAAAAUAAAGGAAAACACUUAUAACUGUGCUCAAAAUGACAAUUAUUUUGUACAACAAGACUAUAGCGUUGAGUUGUGUGAAGAUGGUAGUACAGGAAGUAAUAGCCAGUUUAGUGUUAUGUCUGCAGAACCAGUAAAUUCAGAUGCUCAAAACGAAUUUAGCAAGUGGGCCAAAUAUCUCGGUGAUGAACUAGUUGAAGAUGAGCAAUAUAAUCACGAGGACCUGCUAGUUCUUUGAGAGAAUAAGCUUUGGAUCAACAACAGUAAAAUAUAGUUUUCUGAAAUAUUUUACAUAAAAAAAGUCACAGUAGACUAAACCAACAGUUUUUAUCAGGUUUCCUCAAUCAUAAAUAGUUCAUUUGAAUGGUUUGAAUCCGAAUUUCUCUCGCUGCAUUUUCCUUCCGAAAUCAGCUUGUCACUUGCUUUUUAUAUUAAUACCCAUUUGGUUUUUUAGCAGUUGAAAUCUUCAAGAUCUAGAAUUUGAAAAAGGGAAGAAAAUGUGAGUCUUUCAAAGUUAAACAAAAAUAUCCUUGAAGAGUUCCAAAAUACCUGGGAACCUACCAACCUGUAUUGGGAAAUUUCAUCAAUCCUUACUCGAUUGUCAAAGAUAUAAACACAUUAUUUUGGGUUUACCAAAGAAAAUGCAUUUUACAUGCUUAUAGAAUAUGAAAUUUCCUAAAAAUGUUAACUGUAAUAUCUUUUGUCCAAUGUCAAUCAUUAUAUAGAAAUAUUUUUUAAUGAAAAUAAUAAUUUGUUGAAAAAACUGAAUUGUUCAUUAUCAUGCUUGUUAUAGUUCAAUAUGAUAAUACACAAUAAAAACAAACGUUUUGUAUGCCUGUUCCUUAAUAAGGAUAUGAGUUAAACCAUUCACUUUCAUUUAGACUUUUAAACUGAAAAACAGAUAAAUAUUUAAAUUAAAUUCAUUUGUGUCUAGUAAUACCCACCUAAUAUUUCAAAAUUCAAUAUUACCUAGCAAUUCUUUAAGUGAAUAUGCUGGUAUCCCUGGUAAAUAGUUCUUGAGUUUUCUACUAAAUUUUCAAAUCAAGUUCAAAAUGGAUACUAUUAUAUUAUAUAACUUUAUAUUGUAAAAUUCUGUAACAUUAAGAAUUUUUUAUGUAUAUACUAUAUUAAGAAAUAAAAAAAACUGUUGUAUUAAUAAUAUAGUAUGUAGAGAAAUUAAAAUGGUAUUGAAUUAAUCAUGUACUGUAUUGCGUGUUGGGAAAUUAAAAUGGUAUUGAAUGAA
Molecule: messenger RNA, 2043 nt
Organism: Homalodisca vitripennis (glassy-winged sharpshooter)
Lineage: Eukaryota; Metazoa; Arthropoda; Insecta; Hemiptera; Cicadellidae
Product: MRN complex-interacting protein
Exons: 5
Coding region: 289-1038 (249 amino acids)
Biological process (GO): mitotic G2 DNA damage checkpoint signaling
Cellular component (GO): nucleus
Molecular function (GO): chromatin binding
Source: RefSeq, a predicted model, not a curated record